AUGUCAGCUUCAUCCCCAAACGAUUUUCUGCCUCCACUUGUUCCAAUGAAUCAUCAAGAAUUUACGUCCAUUCAUAGAGGUCCAACAGACGAGUCCAAUUGGUUAAUUCCUCAACGUGUUCUCAUGUCUGCCUAUCCAGGUGAUCUAAAACAAGAACUCGCUCAACAAAAAAUUGAAAAAUUAAUUCAAAGUGGAAUUAAUUGUUUUGUGUGUUUACAAACCGAAGAAGAAUUAAAAAGAUUUCAACCCUAUCGUCCCAUGAUUGAAAAACAUGUAAAUGAAAAUUGUAAUAUUUCAUCAAGUGACGACGCACAGAGUAUUGAAUUUUUACAAUUUCCAAUUCAGGACACUUUAAUUGCAUCCGAUUCUGCAGUCACGAAAUUUAUUCAACAAGAUCUUAUUCCAAGAAUAGUUUCAAAUCAUAAUUGUAAAAUUUUGAUUCAUUGUUGGGGAGGUCAUGGUCGUACUGGAACUAUAGCAGCAAUAUUACUAAGUCAUUUAUAUGAAUUAAAUGCUGAUGAAUGUUUACAACGAGUUGCUCAAUGCCACAAGUGUAGAAUGAGAGCAAGAGGAAGAGCUCCAACCACAGAUAUUCAAUUUAAACAAGUAAGGAGACUGUGCGUUGGUUCAAAGGAGCAAGACGAGGAUGAUAUGGCUUAG
This is a messenger RNA of Naegleria lovaniensis, 660 nucleotides long. RefSeq lists its product as uncharacterized. Gene Ontology annotation, molecular function: phosphoprotein phosphatase activity. The record is from RefSeq and is a predicted model, not a curated record. The coding region runs from base 1 to 660 and encodes 219 amino acids. NCBI's taxonomy places the organism in Eukaryota, Heterolobosea, Eutetramitea, Acrasida, Naegleriidae. The transcript has 2 exons. Gene Ontology annotation, biological process: dephosphorylation.